Solanum stenotomum is the source of this 750-nucleotide messenger RNA. Its product is annotated as RNA-binding protein 1-like. Gene Ontology annotation, molecular function: mRNA binding. The record is from RefSeq and is a predicted model, not a curated record. Bases 1 to 750 code for a protein of 249 amino acids. NCBI's taxonomy places the organism in Eukaryota, Viridiplantae, Streptophyta, Magnoliopsida, Solanales, Solanaceae. The transcript is spliced from 6 exons.
AUGGAGGAUGCUUAUUGGAAUCGUCAACCGCAACUUUCUCAAUCUGCUGGAUUGCUCAAUCAACCGCACCCUGAAUAUGUACCAGAAAUGCCACAAUCUGGGAUGCCAUCAGCUGAUGAAGUGCAUCAUUACUUAGGAAGGAAUGAUGAUGGUAUAGGACCUCAAGUAGUGAACACACAAUCAAUUGGAUUAGCAGAUGAUCGUGGUGUACCUCGAGUAAUGGGCACACAGUCAAUCGGAUCAGCAUAUGAUCGUUAUCUCCAGAGUUUGGUAAUCACUGAAGCUGAAAAUGCUCCUACAUUUUUCCGUGGGUCAAAGCUAGCCAGAGCAGGUGGUGGUGGUAGUAUACCUGCCCUUGGUGUUCGUGAUCCUCUUCCAUCGGCUCGUGGGCCAGAGCUAGCACCAAAUAGAAGACGGAGGCCUCGUGAAACACUAACUCUCCCUCCUGGUGCUUCUAACACUCUCUUCAUAGAGGGACUUCCUUCAGACAGCACCAGAAGAGAAGUAGCUCAUAUUUUUCGUCCUUUUAUAGGCUACAAAGAAGUGAGACUUGUUAAAAGGGACUCAAAAUAUCCUGCUGAAGAUCCUAUCCUUGGGUUUGUAGAUUUCAGAAAUCCAGCGUGUGCCGCUACUGCCUUGAGGGCAUUGCAAGGUUACAAAAUGGAUGAAGAUGGCAUUCAUUCUACCUACUUGAGGUUGCAGUUCUCCAAGUUUCCAGGUCGGAGGUUUGGUGGUCGUGGGAAGCGAUAA